ACGAGAGCUGAAAAAUAUCGAACCUAUCCAUCCGGUCGGUAUCGACACCGUCGCUAUAUGUCUCGAUCCACUCAUCCCCGCCUAGGUAGAGCAUUAAGCUGUGGGGAGGGACGCGUGGUCUCUGUUAGGACACUACAAGGGGAGCAGCUCAAAGGAGACGUGUGAUAGAUCGCUGAUGGCUUUCUCUCACCUCCAUCAUCCCAAUCUUCACGGAGAAGCCUCUGCUGCCUCCUGUGUUACCAACAUCUCCACGCCACGCGCCUCUUCUCCCGCCACAGGAUUUUACGCGCCGUAGCGAGAAGAAAGACACAUGAUGGUGCAUUCAAUGUGGAGCUCCUUUUUUAGUGCACUGAUGAUGCCGGCACCGCAUUGAGAGCACCGAUGAGUUGAAGUGCAACUGCACCCACUUCUUCCCUCCUGAGAUCCUUUGAGCAAACCAUGGCUGACCAGUACAGUAUGUUUCUCACCACGGCGCCGCCCCUCCGACGAGGAAGCACACCCCUUCCUGUCAAACACCAACUACGGAGGGAAGAGGCUGUAUCCGAGGACUGCGAUUGGAUCCCGGGUUUGGAGGAACCUGCCACAUUGCCUAUCAGUGACACAGCUGUGCCUCGGGAUGAAUCGUUCAGUCAAACGUCAGCAGCCCAGUCGGCCUACCACAGCCACGGAGGGACGCUGAGGAUCGUGCUACUGGGACAGAACGGCGUGGGGAAGUCGUCGCUGGCAUUAUCGCUGGCCGGCCAGUCGGACAGAUCCCUCUCUAUAGACUCUGAGACUCAAGCAUGUGGUGAAGGCUACGAGUGUACAGUCACAGUCGACGACGAGGACAGCAAAGUCAUCAUUUUUGACAAUUGGAAACAGGACCUGUCCACUCUGAAGUGUGAUGUGUGUAUCCUGGUCUUCUCCGUGACUGACAGGCGAAGUUUCCAUCGCACCGCACAGCUCCGCCUUCUCCUCAGGGAGUCCCAGCCUCACACUCCAAUCAUCCUGGUGGGCAACAAGAGCGACCUCGUUCGCUCCCGUGAAAUAAGUGCAGAGGAGGCCCAAUCCAGCGCCAUGAUGUUCGACUGCCACUACCUAGAGCUCUCGGCUUCUCUCGAACACGGCACCAAUGAGCUGCUCGAGGCGGCCGUUCGGACUGCAAGGGGAGACUGUGUGGGCCCCAACUGGGCCGACGGCGACCCCGGAUCAGGGCGCAGGGAGAGUCUCACCAGCCGGGCCAAGCGCUUUCUGGCGGGGCUAGUGCCACGCUCGUACGGACGAGAGCGUGACCGGGGACGCUACCGAGAGAUGAGCCGCCACCGAGGCAGCAAGAUCUUCCGCCAGAAGUCACGCUCUUGCCACGACCUCAGCGCACUGUGACAACAACACACACACACACACACACACAUGUACACACACCAGAUUGGAAGAUUUACCACAGAGGGGGGGGUGUAAACCGUCAAAAGGACACAAGAAAAAAAAUGGAGGAGGCACAAAUUUACCCUUAAAACUAUCUUAAUCCAGCCUUACAUUUAUGGGUGCCAAAUGGUGGUCAAAGGGGGGGUGGACAGAAUUUAAUAUAAUAAUAAUUUAAUUUAAUAAUAAUCUCAGCUAGAACAUAAUACAAUACAUAAUACAAUACCACAAUACGCUGACCAAAAUGAUAACAUAUAUAUAAAUAUUACAUAUAAAUAUGGAGUAUUCACUUCUGUCAACUUUGACAAUAGGUUUUACAUUAAAAAAUUGGACUUUGUUUUUUUUUUUGAUGCUGAAAAACACAAAGUAUUACAGUUUUUUACAGUAUUUACAGUCAAAAAUUACACCGAAAAAUUAUUUGAGUGUAUUAUCGAGAAAAGAUUUCCCCAACAGACAGAAAAAUUAGCAGGACUCACAUCACGUUGUCAAGAUGCUGACUGGAGAACCAGGAGUGAAGGGGGCGUGGGUGUGGGGGGGGGGGGCAUGGGGGGGGUGGAUGGAGGUCACAAAUAGACACACACAAACUCAAGUAGCGCUGAUUGCAUAGACUGAUAGCAACCCAAUGUAAAGCUAUAGUAGAUCCUCUUAUAGCAUAGCAUGCUCAGUAGACGAUGGACCCUGGUAGGGUAUCGAACCUUAGGUUAUGCACAAUCUUAGCUAGUUUUUACGCAAAUUGCAACGACCCUUUAUUUGACACAACGCCGCCCACUCUGUGUGUUAUACCACUUUUUCCGUUGAGAAGAGCGUUCGAUAUUAUCGGUGGUAUACAGUUCAGGCGGUUCUCGGGUUAUCGAACGACUCAAGUCGUGUUUUUGUGGGAGUCGGAAUCUACUACCAGUCGGACGUGCCCUGAACAGGGAGGUGUCCAGAGAGCCCAGUCUUGUAAGCCCUGAUCUUGUCCUUUCAGGCACCGGCGUAGGAACGUAGAUUGACACGUGAAUCCGCAUUAUCGCGUUUUCUCUAUGCGGACGCAGAAACCGACUACUUCCUGAUGGAUUCUUGUGUUUACCGACUAAAAUGUAACGUUCGUUCAUGAAUUAAACGGAUUACAUCCGUAACCCAUUUGUAAACCGAGGACCACUUAUAUGUUUAUCCCUCACUUUGUCCAAGCCAUAUUCUUGCUGAUUGCUUAUUGCGCAAUCAGCACAAAGAACCCUUUACAAACAGGAAGUGGAGCCAAGAGGAAAAAAGGGGUUUUACAAAAUAAGACGGGUCACAAGAACUCUGGAACAGACAUGACAAACUUAGAACAAACCUAAAACUACCUUUGGAUGUUUGAUGUUUUUUCGUGUUUCUCUUUCCGACCGCGUUAUUUAUUAGGACAAACGUACGUACGUAUGCGUUAGAGAACCUUCCGAAAAAACGGUAUCUCAACAGCAUGCCAUUGUUUGUCACGGUCUACUAAGCACUCACACACCUUUACACCGAGAAUAAAGUUUGGUUUGACAUCCCAAUGAUGGCGUCUUGUGCUUUUAUUAUGGUCACUUGCUUAUUGAUGAGAUCAUAUAAAAAUGGUAAUGGUUUUAUUUGAUUUGAACAUGCAUCAGAUUACAAUUGAAUGCAUCACAUAAUCAGUUCACAGUUCCACAUGUCCGAAAGGAGUAGGAAGAAGCAAAGCUUAUUAAAUCCUACCCCUCCAUCUGGUACCUUUACAAAUCAGUAACUGUUACAUUUGUUCACUUCCUGCUUUCCUAAUAUAAUUUAAGUUAUUUUUAUUUUAUUUGUUUUUAUUUAAUAAUUUUUUUUUUUCAUUUUUUGUAAUUAAUUUUUUUUUUAGUUUUUUUAAUGGUUUUAUUUGAUUUGAACAUGCAUCAGAUUACAAUUGAAUGCAUCACAUAAUCAGUUCACAGUUCCACAUGUCCGAAAGGAGUAGGAAGAAGCAAAGCUUAUUAAAUCCUACCCCUCCAUCUGGUACUUUAACAAUCACUAACUUACAUUUGUUCACUUCCUGCUUUUCUAAUAUAAUUUAAGUUAUUUUUUUUAAUUUAAUAAAAAAAAAUUCAUUUUUUGUAAUUCAAUUAAAAAAAAAAUUAUGGUUCUACUUGAUUUGAACAUGCAUCAGAUUACAAUUGAAUGCAUCACAUAAUCAGUUCCCAGUUCCACAUGUCCAAAAGGAGUAGGAAGAAGCAAAGCUUAUUAAAUCCUACCCCUCCAUCUGGUACUUUUACAAUCAGUAACUGUUACAUUUGUUCACUUCCUGCUUUCUUAAUAUAAUUUAAGUUAUUUUUUUAUUUAAUAUAAAAAUUGUUUUUCUUUUUUUUAUUACAUUUUUUUUAAAUUUUUUAAUGGUUUUAUUUCAUUUUCAUCUACCCACCAACUAUAUGUGGUUUCUUAAGUUUUUAUUAUUUGCCGUUUUAUUAUUAUUAUAUUUAUUUAUUACUGAUUGAUUGAUUUUUUUUAUUCUUGAUUUGUUUAUUUAUUUUUCAUCUUAUUUUGUGUAAAAAAAAAUAAAAAGUAUUUGAGAACAGUGGAAUGUUUUAUCAGAGCUUUUCUUGUAGAAAAUCGAAACCAAAGCAAAGUUUAUUCAUUUUUCUGUUGUUAAUAAAUGCGUUUUUUUUUUUGUUUUUUUUUUUGGAAAACCGAGUCUCGCCCAGACCCUAGCUCCAGUGUCCCCCAAGUAAAUUGAGUUUGAGACCCCUGCUUUAAAUGCUGUGUCCCAGUAGCGUCAAAAACGCUGAAUACCGGACAGAUUGAAGACACAGAAAAGACCCGCUGGCUCACAGUCUCGGUUUUAGUUUGACCCCCCCCCCAAAGGUGUCUAAACCAAACCUACCCAAGUAUGUCUUUUGUGCUUGGAAGCAUCCGGUUUUUCAAAGUCUCUUUUGUACAAAAACCGAAUUAAAAGUUAGCUGUGGGUUCAUGAUUUCAAAAGUACACAUUAAUAUAUUUUCCCACUGGUGUACUUCUUUUGACCCCGUGGAAAUCCAAAGUCAGCAUAAAUACGUUCUUUAUUUAAGUACGUAUUACACAAAAUCCUAUUAGUAGCUGUCUACUUUUGGUCGUGGUUUUGGUCUUUCCUGUCCGGGUUUGUUCCAGAAACUCAUAAAAUGUGCGAACUAGCAACCUCUAUCUCGAGAACCACUGUACCCCCCAAAGUCAAUUGACUUAAACAGAACUCUCGAUAAGAAUUAACCCUAAAUCUCGAAUCCCGGAACCGCAACCCUAAACUACAGAUCAUAGUAGUCUACUGAAAAAGGUAUUUGACUCUCAAAUCAAGUCCGCAAAACCUAUUCAAUGUUUAAAUCUGCAUUUAAUCUUUGAUUCCCCCCUAAAUCCCAAAAUGGAAUGAACCGGGAAGCACGACUGUGUUCAGUCAGCCGCCCAAUCACACGGUACCACUGCGGUUUUGAGGUUACUAUGCUGGUACUGUAACUGGUACUCAAGUGGAUCCAAUGCGAGGACUCUUAAGAGAAAAGAAAAACCGGUAUAGAGACUCGGAGGCUCGGAGAAAAAAAGCAAGAGAAGAGGGCAGAAAUGCUUUGAGGAGUAAUGGUUGCCUGGAGACGGUUGUCAAGGAGACAAUGAGUCCUCUGGUAUCUCAGCUUGUCCUAUAU
Messenger RNA from Doryrhamphus excisus (bluestripe pipefish), 5012 nucleotides. It is a transcript of the gene rem2, whose product is annotated as RAS (RAD and GEM)-like GTP binding 2. Gene Ontology annotation, molecular function: GTP binding; calcium channel regulator activity; GTPase activity. Lineage: Eukaryota; Metazoa; Chordata; Actinopteri; Syngnathiformes; Syngnathidae. The record is from RefSeq and is a predicted model, not a curated record. Gene Ontology annotation, cellular component: plasma membrane.